Messenger RNA from Medioppia subpectinata, 1344 nucleotides. Lineage: Eukaryota; Metazoa; Arthropoda; Arachnida; Sarcoptiformes; Oppiidae. The record is from the annotation of a GenBank genome assembly.
UCAACGGGUGUACCAAAGGGGGUUGUGGUCACUCACAAGCAAAUACUGGCUGCGUUUCACUCUAUACGGACGCUGUUUCACGAGCGAUUCGACCACCCGGAGCCCAGACAAACCUACCUGGCCUAUCUGCCCCUAUCGCACACGCUAGAGUUUUGCGCCGAGGCAUACCUAUUUAGCUGUGGGGUAAAAAUAGGUUACGGCACGCCAUACACUCUAACCAACGCGGGCACAGCCUUACCCGAGGGCACACCGGGCGACAUAACACUGCUCAGGCCUACGUUCAUGGCAUCCGUGCCCCUCAUACUGGACCGUAUACGGCGGGACAUUGAGCUGAAUGUGUCCAAACGUGGUCAAUUGUUUAAGAGUAUUUUCAACUAUAUCAUUGAGUAUAAGGUCCAGUGGCUGCGCCGGGGCUUUCGCACCCCUAUCAUCGAUAGGUUGAUCUGUUCGGGGAUCAGGUCUCAGAUCGGAGGCCGACUGGAGUUUAUGAUGGUGGGCGGCGCACCGCUCAACGUGGACACUCAUGAUUUCUUACGAGCUUGUUUGAAUAUUAAGUUGUGUCAGGGCUAUGGGUCGACAGAGUUGAUAGCGUCGGCCACAUCCAUGGACUUUGACGACCUGAGCACCGGCGGCAUCGGUGGGCCCCUAUUCGGUGUGAAAAUACGCUUGGUCGAUUGGGAUGAGGGCGGCUACAAAGUGACCGACCAGCCCGAGUCCAGGGGCGAGGCUGUGGUGGGCGGACAUAACGUGGCCCUCGGCUAUCACGGGUUGGACGAGUUGACUGCCGAGGCGUUUGAGACCACUUUGACGGCUACGCCAACAGCCGAGCGCCGGAUGCGGUGGUUCAGGACCGGCGAUAUAGUGGCCGUUUCGGCCGACGGCCUGUUCCGCAUCAUUGACCGCAAAAAGGAUUUCGUUAAACUCCAGUUCGGAGAGUAUAUAUCAUUGGGUAAAACAAUAUAUUUGGUGGAGUUAGAACUGAAAAACUUCCGGUUUGUGGACAAUGUGUGCGUUUACGGCGACUCUUACCGGUCAUACCUGAUAGCCAUCGUAAUACCCAACCAGAAGGCCAUGCAAUCGUUGGCCGAACAAUUGUUGACCGGGGUGGAAAGCGACAAACUGAUCGACCUGUGCCGUAAUCCCAAAAUUAUUCACCACGUACAGAAUGAGCUACGCCAGUACUGUCAACAAGGUGGAAAGUUGCACAAAAUGGAGAUACCGGCCCGGGUUAUGCUGUGUCCAGAGGAAUGGACCACGGGCAAUGGUUUAGUCACACCGGCGCUUAAAAUUAGGCGCAAAAAUAUACAGAAUUUUUACCAAGCACGAAUUGAUCAACUCUAUGCA